GCCCCCGCGCGCCCCCUGGAGGCCGAGGGAGGUGGGCUCCCCUCCCCCUCAGGAGUCCCGACACUCUCGUGAGUCCGGGCGCAGCAAUAGGGUGGCGGCGAGUUCCUAAGGCCUCGGAAGCAGAGGGCGCGCGGACCCACAACCGCCCUGCUAGGAAAAGUGUAACGGGGAACUUUGCAUCAGAUGGAAACUCUUCUCAAAGUGGCAUAUGCUGAAGGAACAAGAAGCCAGAUGUCUGUCUCUCUGUGGCAAAGAUCUUGUUUUUGAAACCAGCUUUGUACAAGAGGCAGGUGUGCAUCCUCACCAUGUUCUGGAAAUUUGAUCUGAACACGACAUCACAUGUCGACAAGCUGCUGGACAAGGAGGAUGUCACUCUCCAUGAGCUGAUGGAUGAAGAUGAUGUUCUCCAGGAGUGCAAAGCCCAGAACCGCAAGCUGGUGGGUUUCCUCUGUCAGCAGCACUGCAUGGAGGAGCUGGUCGGCCUCAUCACCCAGGAGCCUCCCCUGGACAUGGACGAGAAGGUCCGCUUCAAGUAUCCCAACACGGCCUGUGAACUGUUGACCUCUGACGUGCCCCAGAUCAAUGACAAGCUUGGAGGGGACGAAUCCUUAUUGAACAUCCUCUAUGACUUCCUAGAUCACGAGCCUCCCUUGAACCCUUUGCUUGCCAGUUUCUUUAGCAAGACCAUUGGCAACCUCAUAGCAAGGAAAACAGAGCAGGUGAUUUUGUUUUUAAGGGGAAAAGCCAAGUUUAUUGACCUAGUGCUCAAGCACAUUGACACAUCUGCCAUGAUGGACCUUCUCCUGCGACUCAUCAGCUGUGUGGAGCCAGCCCAGCUGCGGCAAGAAGUGCUAAAUUGGCUGAAUGAAGCAAAGAUCAUCCAGAGGCUCCUAGACCUGAUCUGUCCCAACCAAGAUGAGGAUAGACAGUCAAAUGCUUCCCAAACCUUGUGUGAUAUCAUAAGGCUGAGCCGAGACCAGAGCAACCAGCUCCAGGAGGCGGCCGAGCCGGACCUGCUCCUUGCAGUGCUGGAAUCGCAGGAGUGUGUGGAGCAACUCUUGAAGAACAUGUUUGAUGGGGAGCCCACCGAGAGCUGCCUGGUGAACGGGACGCAGGUUCUGCUGACGCUACUCGAGCCAAGACGUGCUGGUGUGGAGGGACCGGUGGACUCCUCCUUCUCUCAGGUAUUUGAAAAGUCUUGCGCAGUCAACAGCAGUAUCGUGUACAGCAUUGAACCACGGCUGAAGGAUUUCCACCAGCUGCUGCUCAGGCCCCCCAAGACUGCCUCCAUUCUGACUACCAUUGGGGUCUUGGAGGAGCCGCUGGGGAAUGCCCGCCUUCAUGCCGCGCGCUUGGUGGCCGCCCUUCUCCACACCAACACGCCUAGCAUGAACCAGGAGCUGUGCCGGCUCCACACAAUGGACUUGCUGCUGGAUUUGUUUUUUAAGUACACUUGGAAUAACUUUUUGCAUUUCCAAGUGGAACUGUGUGUAGCAGCUAUUCUUGCGCACACUGUGAAUGGAAGCAGACCUGCCACGAGUGACCCAGAGAGCAAGGAAGGGAUGGAUGGGAGUCCGGCCGUGGGGAUCUCGGAAGUAUCGGGCAGCAACCCUGAGAAUGUCAUGGUGACUCAUCUGUUCCAGACCUGCUGCCUGGUGCAAAGGAUCCUGGAUGCCUGGGAGACCAAUGACCAAAUACAGGCAGAAGGCGGAAUGAGGCGCGGCAACAUGGGCCACCUGACCCGAAUUGCCAACGCGGUUGUGCAGAAUAUGGAGAAGGGCCCCGUGCAGACCCAGAUCAGGGACUUCAUGAAAGGGCUUCCUGAAGAUUGCAGAGGGCGGUGGGAGAGCUUUGUCGAGGAGACGCUGGUGGAGGCCAACCGGAGGAACACGGUGGACUUGGUGAGCACCCACCACCUACACUCUUCCAGUGAGGAUGAGGACACAGAGGCUGCCUUCCCCAGUGAGCGAGCUCUCCAGCAGGCCUUCUCAGAGUACCAGAUUCAGCAGAUGACAGCCAACUUCACAGAUCAGUUUGGUUUCAAUGAUGAAGAGUUUGCUGACCAGGAUGACCAUAUCAAUGCACCUUUUGACAGAAUUGCGGAGAUCAACUUCACGAUUGAUGCAGACGAUGAAAGUAACAACACGUCCCUCUUUGAAGCCUGCUGCAGUGAACGGAUCCAGCAGUUUGAUGACAACGAGGAGGAGGAAGAUAUAUGGGAGGAGAAAGAAAUAAGCUACACAACCCAAGUCAAGUCAAGGACAAGGUUUGGAGUGUUUCAUACCUCAGAGAGUUCAUCCAGAAGCGAUCUAGAGAAUGGGGACCAGGAUGGCACCAUGGACUCUGGGGAAGAAGAAGCAGUUGAGGAGGCAGCUGUGCCUCCUGCCGUUGGCACUGAGAAGAAUGGCAGCCUUCCGGAGAUCAAGGACUUGGAGUCUCCUGCUGAAGGGUCUGGCUGGACGGCUGUCUUUGAGCCCGUGAGCUCCAAGGCCCCGGCAUCGUGUGUGGCCAUGGACGUUGGCUCCAGUGUAUGGGACUCAGCCACUCCAGAGGUUAAGACGCCUGAAGAGAGAGGCUGGGCCAAGUUCACCGACUUCCAGCCUUUUUGUUGCUCCGAAGCCGGGCCCAGGUGCAGUUCUCCUGUGGACACCGAGGGCAGCGACUCGGACGGGAACCCCCAGCGGAGCCCAGACAAGACCUUGAGCGCUGCCUCCCCUUGCGUGUGGAACGUCUGUGUGGCACGGAAGGCGCCUCGGGUGGCCUCGGACAGCAGCUCCUCGGGUGGCUCAGACAGCGAGGAAGAAGAGGAGGGAGCUGGCGCGGUCACGGAAACCAUCAGCACUGGCUCAGGCCAGGAAACCAUCAAGCUGACCAUGGAUGCGAAGAAGGAGAAGGCCGUCUUUAGCAGACUGUACUUACCCAAAUUUGAAGACAACUUUACCUGCAUUUACUCAAAAGGAACAGGACUCUGCAUUUCAGAUGACCUCCCAGUUCCUAAUAUUAAGAAAGCUAGUCUUGGAUCCAGGUAAAUACAGUAUAGUUAUAUUUUUAUAACUGGGGAUUGUCAGUAAACACUUGACCAAUAGAAUGUGUACUCAGGUCACCUGUGUGUGGGGUCGCUCUGCCACAACAGCUUUGCUUAGGGUGGCCCAUGGCGGGGCGUUGGGGUUGGGCUGAGCCCUACGCAGCAGGGCAGGCGAUGGGCUUCCUGCUUUGCCUCCAGCCUGGCUGUGGUGACUCCCCCUGGCCCAAGCAAACCCUUGGGGGGGUGGGGGUGGGGGCUGACAAAUGCCGUGGGGUCGGUCAUGGGCCAGGCCACCUUCCACUUGGCGGCUGAGAGAUCCUUCCAGCCGGCUGCCUGGACUUCAUGGCCCCCUGUGACGGGGGCGGGGAGGAGGGCUGGAAGGCUGCUGUUUCUUGCCACGUCACCUGCCUCCCCGCUGCGUGCAACUGCAGCACCCGCCUGCCUGGAAGCCACCCAGGAAGGCACCCUGGCCUGGCUGGGCUGUGGGCAGUGCCAGGCUUCAGGGUCUUGACGGCUUAGUGCAGGGGAAGAGUUUCUCAUCUGUUGGACGACUGUGAGGUGAGCCAGGAGUUUGGGGAGUGGGGUGUCUGUCCCUGUAGCAAUGUCUUCUUUCUCAACUGCCAGCCGAAAACACAGUUGUGCUAAUGCUGGCUGGGACCAUAAUACAGAUUUUGUCUGUCUAACCCACUGGUUAAGCUCCCAGUUCAACAGAUUGGCAGCUCGAGCUGUUCCGACAGAGCGUGUCGCAAUUUUUUUUUUACACAAACACCCCAUAAAACAAAAUGAAACAUGGUUUGCCUCAGGUAGUGGUUGUUUACUGUAGCAUGGAUCCAUUGAUGAAAUAAGAGUUCUUAGUUUGGCUGUCUCAGACCAUUUGGACCAAACGCUCAGCAGCUGCUGCUGUGGGCCUCCCUCUCUCUCUGGUUCAGCCAUAAUGGCAUCACCCCUUUGAAUCUGCAGGAGGGAAGGAUCAAAGUGCCACCUUCACUUGGGCAAUUUUGUCAGCCUGCACCCUUUCUCUCCCCACCCGCUUCUGCACUCAUCCUGCUGCCCGCCCUACGUUUCCACUUGGCUUGUGGCUAGCGGGCCGGUCUGGCAUCCCCUACUCUCCCUUUCCACCACUGGGAUCCCAGAUGUGCCCUCUUCUCUCUUGGGGGCUCAAUACGGGGCUUCUCCUCCCUCUACAGCUGCUGCUUCGCUCGCCCCAUUGUCCACUAGGCUCCACACCUCUUGCCCUUGCUGCAGAAACCCUUUGCUCUGCUUCACAAGCAGAUAGUUGCUGCCCUUCCGAUAGCAGGCUCUCCCCAGAGGCCAAGCCCUCUCUCCCCAGCUGGCACUUGCAGGCCAUUCCUCUUCCCUUGGGGGCAUCAGGACCAAAGGAGCAGGUCAGUCUGCCUAUACCGUAGCUAGCCAGGGAUGAAGAGCAAAGUUUGCCAGUGCCGCCUUCUAACAAACAGGCAAACUUUUAGACCAAGAGCAGAGCUCCAACUGUGAUGAGAAAGUGUCAAAUAAUGGGAAGAAAUAUGUACACACACAGUGCUAUGCAAAAACCACUAUGUCGAAAGUGGUGAGGGGUGUGUGUGUGUGUGUCUGUCUGUCUAAUUUGGCUCUGUUAAUUUUGUAUCACAGCCCAGCUGUGUUUGCUCUUGAUUUCAGGGGUGGUCUUUAAACCUUGAAGAUAAGUGGUUCAAAUGUUAUGGCUUACCUAUUUUUAUUGCGAACAAAACAGAAAAUAUACCAAGUGUCCCCA
Messenger RNA from Hemicordylus capensis (graceful crag lizard), 4775 nucleotides. RefSeq names its product protein phosphatase 6 regulatory subunit 2 (gene PPP6R2). The transcript has 23 exons. The record is from RefSeq and is a predicted model, not a curated record. Gene Ontology annotation, cellular component: cytosol; nucleus. Gene Ontology annotation, molecular function: protein phosphatase binding; protein phosphatase regulator activity. The coding region runs from base 306 to 3029 and encodes 907 amino acids. NCBI's taxonomy places the organism in Eukaryota, Metazoa, Chordata, Lepidosauria, Squamata, Cordylidae.